Zophobas morio is the source of this 3927-nucleotide messenger RNA. RefSeq names its product discoidin domain-containing receptor 2-like. The record is from RefSeq and is a predicted model, not a curated record. Gene Ontology annotation, cellular component: signaling receptor complex; plasma membrane. Bases 411 to 3161 code for a protein of 916 amino acids. Gene Ontology annotation, molecular function: protein tyrosine kinase collagen receptor activity; collagen binding; ATP binding. Gene Ontology annotation, biological process: positive regulation of kinase activity; cell surface receptor protein tyrosine kinase signaling pathway; protein phosphorylation. Lineage: Eukaryota; Metazoa; Arthropoda; Insecta; Coleoptera; Tenebrionidae. The transcript is spliced from 10 exons.
CGUCUGAGGAGGAGGUUUGUGUCAACAUGUCUCUGACGUUGGACACGCGUUAAUGUGUAAUGUGAUCCAAGAUAAACAUUAAGCUAAUUCGUGUUUAAACCAGAUAAAAUUAGGCGGCACAUUUUACACAAAUUUGUGGGGGCAAGUUUGAGAUUUCGAAUUUGUUGUCUGAAAAUGGAUUGUUUAAUUAUGUGGAAAUCCUAAAUGGUUUCGGUGGAUACGCAAGUUCAGUGUUGUGUAAAUUAUUAUUGCGUGUUGGAUUAUUCUGCUACAUUAGGGAAGCGACAUGCCACUCCAUAUGGCGGAGCACCAAACAAACUUUCUGUCUUUGAAGUAUAGGAUCAAAUAAAUUGUAACAUGCCUUGAAGAACAUUUUACUUACGAGGGUCGUCCUCGUCAAGUAGACAAGUAUGAAGAGACUUCGUAAGCUACACUUCACGAUCCUGCUUCUACUUCAUGCUGGUCUUAACGAGGCAGUUGAUCCAUCACAAUGUAUCGCUCCACUGGGAAUGGAAAAUGGGGCAAUCAAAGACGACGACAUAACCGCGAGCUCCUCAUUCGAUAGCGGUAAUGUGGGUCCUCAUCACGGCCGGGUGCGAACUGACAGAAAUGGCGGAGCUUGGUGUCCACUGAAGCAGGCAACAACAGAACCCGAAGAAUGGAUCCAAAUAGAUUUGAAAACAGUUCAUAUGAUAACAGCGACUGGGACCCAGGGGCGUUUCGGUAACGGUGUGGGAAUUGAAUAUGCGGAAGCUUACAUGCUGGAAUAUUGGCGACCUAGACUAUCUAAAUGGAUACGGUAUCAUAACACCAAAGGCGAAGAGGUGCUGACGGCCAACAUCAAUACGUAUCUGGAAUCUAAAAAAGACUUGGAUCCGCCAAUAUGGGGAAGCAAGAUUCGGUUCUAUCCAUACAGUUAUCACAAAAGGACAGUCUGUAUGCGAGUUGAGCUGUAUGGCUGCAGGUGGACAGACGGUAUAGUGAGCUACUCGAUGCCGCAAGGUGACAAGAGGGGAUCACAUUGGGAAUUCUAUGAUUUCGGAUAUGAUGGCCAUUGGGAUGGAGACGAAUUAAAGCACGGUUUAGGUCAACUGAUCGAUGGGAAAUUCGGUCACGACGACUUUAAAACCGACUUUUACAACGAGGAGCAAGCGUGGGUUGGAUGGAAGAACGAUACUCGACAAAAACCUAUUGAAAUCAAGUUUGAAUUCGAUAAAGUUCGCGAAUUUUCCGCCGUUCAUAUAUACUGCAAUAACCAGUUCACAAAAGACGUUCAAGUAUUUUCACAUGCCAAAGUUAUGUUUAGUGUAGGAGGAAAGCGGUUUAGAGGUGAACCGAUAACGUAUGAGUACAUGGAAGACAAAAUAUUUGAAAAUGCGCGAAAUAUAUCGAUUAAACUUCACCACAGGGUGGGACGUUUCGUCAAGAUACAGCUACACUUUGCCGCAAAGUGGUUGCUCGUUAGCGAAAUAACUUUUGAUUCUGUUGUUGCUCAUGGAAACUUUACGGUGGAAUCAGAACCGACUACCGUACCUUCGGUCAAAGGUCACAGUGGUGACAGACAUCAUGAACACAAAAUAGAAAUUCCGGUUCCUAAUAAGAUAAAUGAACCGGCAUACUUGACAAUCAUCGUGAUUGGUUUAGCUUUUAUUAUACUUUUAUUAGGUGGUGUCAUUUACCUAAUUAUUCACCGCUUCCGUAACAGAAAAUUCUUCCGAAGCCCCAACUCUUCGAAUAUUGGUUUUCCGGGCGACACUUUACCGCACCUACAGCCAGAAUCUGUGCUGGGAAUUAGCGAAAAAGGCAGCUCCAUUGAAGCGUAUGGCGUUACAGAGAUCGAAGAUUAUCGCAGGAGUCAUGGGACUCUGAAGUCGAGUUUAAGGUCGACUUUACCACUACCACACCCUGGGCACAUGACUGAAAAUAACGAAUAUCAGGAACCAUAUCAAGCUUUAAAGUAUGCGCCAUAUUAUAGCUAUAGUUCCGUUGUGAUGGAAAUGCAAGAUGUCAUGCCUAACAGUAUUAAGAAGUGUCCCAUACAACAAAUAGACGCUUAUGACUACGCAGUGCCUGAACCUGGUACUCUUCCGCUUCUUGGUUCGGAUAACACACUGCCAAUUGCUCGAAGUCGUGUCAGUAGUGUAUCGCUGAAAAGUCAAAAAAUGAACUCAAGAAACAGUCACAGUGAAGGAAAAAGGUCUCCAACUCAACAGGAGGCCCUCACUGCGCUAAAGAAGAGACUGGAAGACACUCAACUAGUGGAGUUUCCUAGACACCGACUGCGAAUGUUAUCCAAACUGUCAGAGGGAGCAUUUGGAACUGUGUAUAUUGCUGAGGCGGAUGGUAUAUCAGAAUAUUCCUCCUCCAUGUCGUUAGGAACAAGAUUAGUCGCUAUUAAAUUUUUAGGUGAAAAUGCAUCUGAGAAAGAAAAAAAAGAUUUUUACCGCGACGUUAGAAUCUUGGCAGCACUGGAGGACCCCAACAUAGCACGUGUUUUGGGCAUUUGUAGUCAGGAGGAACCAAUUUGUGUGGUGAUGGAGUAUUUAGAUCACGGUGAUUUGUGUCAGUUUUUAAAAACACAUGUUGCUGCGGACAACAAUAGCAGUUUACCCUAUGGUGUAAAGUCACUUUCUUUCAAUUGCCUUUUAUAUAUGGGUGCUCAAAUAGCUUCAGGCAUGCGUUAUUUGGAGUCCCUUAACUUCGUACAUCGAGAUUUAGCGACGAGAAAUUGUUUGAUAGGAAAAGGAUAUCACAUUAAAAUUUGCGAUUUUGGUACUUACAACGAAGUUUAUAUAAAUGAUUAUUACAAAGUAGAUGGAAACACACCGCUACCGAUCCGAUGGAUGGCCUGGGAGUCCGUGUACCAAGCAAAGUACACAACGAAGAGUGAUGUAUGGGCUUUUGCUGUUACUCUAUGGGAAAUUUUGACGCUGUGUAGGAGACCGCCUUAUGAUUCUUUGCCAGAUCCUGAAGUCAUGGAAAACUUAGCACACAUGCACUGUGAUGAUGGACAGUAUAUGUAUCUACCUCGACCUUCUGCUAGCAAAGAUAUUUAUGAUUUAAUGCUAGAGUGCUGGAGACGUAAAGAUGUUGAAAGGCCAAGUUUUAGAGAAAUUCACAUAUUCUUGCAGAGGAAAAAUUUAGGAUACGCUCCUACGUAGUUUAGGAAGACUGGUUAGCUAUAGAGGGAUCAACAUUCAUGUAUAUAGAACACAGGGUGAUAACGUCUAUUUUUAUUUAAAAAUUGUAUAUGUUCGAGAUUUUGUUCAGUGAAAAAUGUGUAUAUUUGGUUAGCUUGUAUAUUUAAAUCGUGAAAUGUAUGUUUUUAUUAACAGAUUUGAUUUUAUCGAAUACACCAAUCAAAAAGUUCAAGUGAUUCACGUCGUUUGUUCGUAAUGAUAUAAUUAAUUAUUAAGAAAACACAAAGUAGCAAAUAAUUAUGAGGUGAGUCUAUUUUUUAAAGUCUGUUAAUACAAACAAUGUGUACCUAUCCAUGCUUUACUCAUUUGUUAUAUGAACUCUUUCACAAGGCACAAUAAUUGAAGACAAUGUAUAGAUAAUAUUGUAAAAGUAAUAUCAGUGUUAUAUAAUUAUUAUAUUUACUAGUCAAUUGAGGCGCCUAAAUAAAAUAUUUUCAACGACUUAAGAUGUCACAAAAAGGAGCUUAUGAAGGAAAAGGGAGUAACGAAAAAGCAUUCUAAACUGUAUAACUUUGACAUUAGAUAGAGUAUUAACAAUAUGCGCUCCUGUGCUUUACAAGUGAUGUCUAUUUAUAGAAGUAAAACUUUUCUAGUUACCAAAAGAACGUAAUUCUUGAUUGAGUUUCCGUAUUGUUUUUAUACUCGCUGAAACUGUAUGCUCGAAGAUGUAUGUACCUACCGUAAUAAUUUUAAGAAUCAAGUUUAUUUACAUAUAUAUUUGAAUAUU